GUCUGAAGUUCCAGGAAAUUCAAGAAAGAUUUGGUGAGGAAUUCUUUAAGAUAUGCUUUGAUGAAAAUGAGAGAGUCCUUCGAGCUGUAGGUGGCACAUUGCAGGACUUCUUCAAUGGUUUUGAUGCAUUGUUGGAGCACAUUAGGACUUCUUUUGGGAAAAAGGCCACUCUGGAGUCAUCAUCUUUCCUAUGCAAAGAGCUCCCUGAAGGUACUCUUAUGCUACACUACUUCCAUCCUCAUCAUACUGUGGGAUUUGCAAUGCUGGGAAUGAUUAAGGCUGCAGGAAAGAGAAUCUAUCACUUGAAUGUAGAAGUGGAACAAAUUGAAAAUGAAAAGUUUUACUCUGAAGGCUCAAACCCAAGCAAUUGUAGUUGUCUUUCUUUCCUUAUCAAAGAAUGUGAAACUAUUCACAUCACAAAGAACAUUCCACAGGGUACUUCUCAAGUUCCUGCAGACCUCAGAAUCAGCAUCAGCACCUUCUGCAGAGCUUUUCCAUUCCACUUGAUGUUUGACCCCAGCAUGGCAAUUCUUCAGCUUGGGGAAGGCCUGCGAAAACAGCUUCGAUGUGACACUCACAAAGUGCUGAAGUUUCAGGAUUGUUUUGAGAUCGUCUCUCCAAAGGUUAAUGCCACCUUUGAAAGGGUCUUGCUGCGACUAUCUACCCCAUUUGUAAUAAGGACCAAGCCUGAAGCUUCUGGUACUGAGAAUAAAGACAAGGUGAUGGAAAUCAAAGGACAAAUGAUCCAUGUCCCAGAAUCAAAUGCCAUUUUGUUUUUGGGCUCUCCAUGUGUGGACAAGUUGGAUGAACUCAUGGGCCGAGGACUACAUCUCUCAGACAUUCCUAUUCAUGAUGCUACCCGAGAUGUCAUUUUAGUAGGAGAGCAAGCAAAGGCCCAGGAUGGCUUGAAGAAGAGGAUGGAUAAAUUAAAGGCCACCUUAGAAAGAACUCACCAGGCCCUGGAAGAAGAGAAGAAGAAGACAGUGGAUCUGCUGUACUCCAUUUUUCCUGGUGACGUAGCCCAGCAAUUGUGGCAAGGACAGCAAGUGCAGGCCAGAAAGUUUGAUGAUGUCACCAUGCUUUUCUCAGACAUUGUGGGUUUCACAGCUAUAUGUGCUCAGUGUACUCCCAUGCAGGUGAUCAGCAUGCUCAAUGAACUUUACACCAGAUUUGAUCACCAGUGUGGAUUUUUGGAUAUUUACAAGGUGGAAACAAUAGGAGAUGCAUACUGUGUUGCAGCAGGGCUGCAUAGAAAAAGCCUAUGCCAUGCCAAACCCAUUGCUCUGAUGGCCUUAAAGAUGAUGGAACUUUCAGAAGAGGUUCUGACUCCUGAUGGAAGACCCAUUCAGAUGCGGAUAGGCAUUCAUUCAGGCUCUGUGCUAGCUGGUGUAGUUGGGGUGAGAAUGCCACGAUAUUGUCUUUUUGGAAAUAAUGUCACAUUGGCAAGCAAAUUUGAAUCGGGAAGUCAUCCUCGGCGUAUCAACGUCAGCCCAACUACCUAUCAAUUAUUAAAGCGAGAAGACAGUUUCGUAUUUAUUCCUCGUUCCCGUGAAGAACUUCCAGACAACUUUCCAAAGGAAAUCCCUGGGGUCUGCUAUUUCCUGGAGGUAUAGAUCUCUAUCCUUUACAUCACACGGAUGGAUGCUCAGGGAAUGACUUGGAGGCUUUGUAGCCUGAGGCUGGUGUAUUCUCAUGAGCAUAAGAAUAAAUGAAUUUCUUCAAGAGACUUGGGUAUUAGCCCACCUUCUUCAGAGUAGAGGGAUUGGGAGAAGUUGUAGGGAGUACAGCUGGAAUAAGUGAGAAAACAAAGUAGUCAUGCUCAUAUUCAAAAAUGCCUGAAGAAAACUGAGUGUCUCCUAACUGUUGAGGAACAUGAAAAGAGAGCCGCGCUCACCAAGUUCAUUUAUGACUAUUAUGUAUAGUAACUGUGUUUAUUAUAAUAUAUUUAAUUAUUCAAUAGUGAAUAAACAUGUUCUGUAACUGUAAGGCUGAAAAAAGGUUUCCAAGGUACCAUCCAAUCUUCUUCUAUACUUUUUUGUAAAGAUUUGUCUGAGCAACUACCUUUAACACAUAAUGAUUCUCCCUGUAUUUAAGAAAAUAUAUAAGAAAUGUACACACACAUACACACAUGUGUGUGUUUUAAAACCUAUUAUUUCAAAUCCACUCCCUUAUUCAGUAAUUUCUUAUAGUGCUCACGUGAGAAUUUGUUCAUUUAUUCUCAGUUUUUUUCAAAGUAUCACAAACUUUGCAUUUGUUUAUGUUAGUUUACACAGAGAGGAAAUAGCCAUUACAUUGCCAGAAAUGUCACAUUAAAGAACAUUAUAGAAAUCUAUUAUAUAUCACUGACAGUCAUCUAUAGUCUUCAAAUACUAUAAUCUAAAAGCAUUUCUGAAGACAGUAUGAGAAAAGAGUUUAAUAGUUUAUGAAUUUUCCAGACUAUUUCAAAUGACUAUAAUAGUUUCACCAUUGUUGUAUGUGCUUGUGGGGCACUCCAUUAAAGAUAUAUAUAUAUAAUCUUUAUUCUGGCUGCAGUCACAGAAGGUAAAAGCUAUGGAAAUUUAAGCUUUCAUUAUUCCUACACAAUGGAGCUCAUAUGUCCUAUCUUAGGAAUCAUGACUGCAAACAUGAGAUAGUAUUUUGAUUUUAUUGACUAAUAUCACUACAUUACUAUCAUAUGCUUACAACUCUUCAUAAUGUUAGAUAUUUUAGUGUGUCUGGUUGAAAGGAAUUUAGAAAAGUCUCCAUAUAAACAAGAUUGCAUAUUGGUGUAAUAUGUUUAGCUCACUGUAAAAGGAAUGAUUUCCAAUUAAGCAUAUGAGUAGUUUAUCUGAUUGAAUGUUGGGUCAUAUAGCUAAUUUAGUAAAGGGACUUUAAAACUAGGCAUUAUUACCAACAGUUUCCUCAGGCAGAAGGAUCAUUUUAUAAGGAGAACACCAUUAUCUACAAAAAAAAACCCCAUCAAUCCAGCACAGUUAUAAUCUCCAUAUAUUUGUUCAAAUCUUCCUAUAUAGGUUCUGUCUUAUAGACUUUAAUAAGUAGGCAACAGUGGCCACAACGAAAGAGUAAGAUGUCUCAAAAACAUGGUUGAGCUCAUUCUGGUGCUCCAAGGUCCCAUUGAGGAGGGAGAACAUGAGCAAGGAAGUCAGGACCACGAGGGAUGCACCCACCCACUGAGACA
Molecule: messenger RNA, 3178 nt
Organism: Microtus ochrogaster (prairie vole)
Lineage: Eukaryota; Metazoa; Chordata; Mammalia; Rodentia; Cricetidae
Gene: Gucy1a2
Product: guanylate cyclase 1 soluble subunit alpha 2
Exons: 6
Biological process (GO): cGMP biosynthetic process; response to oxygen levels
Cellular component (GO): guanylate cyclase complex, soluble
Molecular function (GO): heme binding; guanylate cyclase activity
Source: RefSeq, a predicted model, not a curated record